AUGAACGCCAUCCAGGACAAGUGCCGACCCAAACAUCAGGUCUUGGUGCUCAAGUGUUAUCCCAAGACGACAAAGGGAGCCGUCGAUGUCGUGCCCAACAGCAGCGAACUGAGCUAUCUGCUCUUCUAUGCAAGCAGCCGCCGCUCCAAGAUCCAAAAGAUUGGCGCAUUUCUUGAGAAGAAGACUGCCAACGAUGUCUGGCGCAUGCGAAUCGGAAAUGUUCAGGUCACGCUGGGUAUCCUGGCUGCCCUCGUCGAAAGAUCGCCGAAGGAAGCCGCCCUCAUCGCCCCUUGUGUUCUCAAGAUCCUCGGCCUGAUCCUACGCUCCGAUGAUAUUACCAUGGUCGAGUCGUCCUUGCCUACCUUUGAGGCAUUCUGCGAACACCACGACGUAUCAUCCCUAUUUGGCGACAAUGCAUACCUACAGCAGUACCAAUCCGUGGUCCGAUCCUACGCUCAACUGGCCUCGACUCGGCACAUACCCGCCAAGGGACAGGUCAGCAAACCAUUGCAGAUUCGCUGGAGGAAUGCUGGACUGGAGGCUAUCAAGCAUAUUGCGGCCUCGGACGCCCUCUCGUCGGUGGCCGGUCGCCAGAUCGAUGUUAUUGUGCCCAUGAUUCUCGAGAACAUGUGGACCACGGAUGAUGUAUUUCUUGACACGUUGCUGCAACGUGUGCAGUUGGGAGAAAAAGCCGAGCCUGAGAAGCUGCUGCAUCGACGAACGAGCAUAGCUACGGUCCGAACUGCCGACACCGUCGGUGAUACGAACCCGGUUGCGCUCUCUGGUACGGCGUUCGACGUUGACAAUCUAGCCGAAGAGGAAACAGGAGUUCUGGCAACUAAGUGCCUGAAGAGCAUCUUCAUCGUCCCUAACAGGGCACAGAUUUACGGAGCUACCAGCGCAUUGCUCAAGUUCGUUUCCAAGAGAAUUGAAGAAGGGGAAGUCUUGGUGACGAAUGACAAGACUUCUGGACGCGAUUCCGGCUGGGCCAUCAAGCUCUACGACAUUGUUUCUCGCUGGACACCUGUGCAAGACCGAUAUGUCAUUCUCGUGGCUACACUUGACAUGGUGAAUAAGACGCCCAUGCGGGAGGAGAGCUUGCCACAACAUUUGGCCUUCACUGCCAUGAUGCAGUCAUUGCUACGUUCAGAUGUCAACUUGAUUGGCCUGAGUGUCAUGGAUGUCCUGCUCGGACUAGUCAAACAGAUUAAAAAGCUGUUUCAACUACACAACGGGUCUGGCCAUGACAGUAGCCAGAGUGAAGAGAAGACCGACACCGAGCAAGAGAGCGCCACUCGCAUUCAACGAAAUGAACUGCUGGAGAGGUUGGAGGACUGCACCAGCGACCUUGCAAAUCACGUUUACUAUGCGGACCAAGUCUCUGACAUGAUUGCGGCUCUUGUUGGUCGCAUCAAACACAGUCGAUCCGCGAGCGUGGCGUCCUUGACAUAUCUCACAGAAAAGGGGGAUGCUGCCGCUGACACCACGAACGCCCCGUCCGUGGUGGACUUGACGGGAAGCCAGACGCUGCAAGAGACCUACUUCUCCCACUCCACAGGCCGGUUGUCUGCGUUGAAAAUCAUCAAGGCUAUCCUUCUUGUCGCUAGCCCUAAGACUGGCCUCGGCGGCAAUAUGGAUCUGGCUCGAAACCGAGUGCCUAUCCAAGUGUGGGAAGGCACACAGUCGCUUCUUCGAGAUCCCAAUGGACACGUUCGCAAGGCAUACGUGGACGCCUUGGGUACUUGGCUAGAUCGCGAGAUUGUGUACACGGAUUUGACUGCCGCAGACGACGCUAUCGUACCUCAUCGUACUCACAAGAACGGCGGUGAUGUUCCCAGCGCGCGCAGAGCCGUCUCCAAUACAUCAAACCGCGAGCGCCAUCACAAAGUCCAUCGCUGUCAAUUCCUGCCGCUUCUCCAUCUUGCAAUCUAUGACAGCGCACUCCAGUUUGUGGACUUUGACAACGAUGUUGUCCUGCUGCACAGUCUACUUACCAAGCUUGUCUUCAAACUGGGAGUGAAUGCAGUCCGAUGUGGCAUUCCCAUGGUCUACAGACUGCAGGAGGAUAUCCAGGAACUGGAACAGCCUAUCCACAAAGUUCGCAUUGCAUCGCUCUGCCAUGGUUACUUCUGGGCAUUGGCUGAGAAAUUUGACUUUGAGUCGUCGGUUGUUGGUCGCGCCGUUUACAAUGAAAUCGUCCGAAGGAAGAGCAAGGGCUUCUGGGUCGAUGGCGUGCAUGUUCCGGCACCGACCCCUAGUCAGAUCGGAGUACCUGGACAAGCGAGACCACAUCCUAACUGGGAUCUAAGCGCCUUGGAGACGGAAGAGAUCCUGCCCUUUGAUGAUCGAUCCUCUAUGGUCGAGUGUAUCGCCACCAACUAUGAGGAUACCGACUUAUCGCCUCCUAAUAGCCCUGCGGUGUCCCCAGGCCGAAAUCUGAAUGGUCCCAUUCUCAGCACCAACGCUGGGGUCGGAAACUCGCCUCGCAAGUUUUCGGAGCUGCCGCCCCAAUUCAGAGACCAGAUGUUGGCUGACUGGUCGAGAGAUUCUGCGCUUGCUGCCAUUUCAGCCGCAGGGAAGUCUGAAUCGCUCAACGGUUCAAAGACCGGUACCACUGGUACUACACAGAACCGCCUCACCAUUAACACUGCUGGUGCGGCUCUCAAUGGCAAUGGCCAUCUGCCUACCUCUCCUCGAGGCAGCCAUCAGAACCUGCGACCACAGACAUCUCACACACACGGGGACCGAUUGACGAAUGUUUCGAAAUUGCGCAAAUCCAGUAUGGUGAGUGGAUUGUCACCAGCGGGCUCGACAUCCGGCAAGGGCGGUAUCGCAUCCGUAGAGCAGCUGAAGAUGAUGUUGUCAGGCAAUGUGUCUCCACAAACUGCAGGAAUCCCUGGCAUGGACGAUGACAGCGACGAGAGCAUGAUUAGCUGCGAAUAUAGCAUGUCCGAAAACAGCUUCAACCCCGCCGCUUCGCAACCGGAUGCUCCCGCCACAACAGGCGAGGUGCUGGCAAGAACUAUUUCAGCUUCAGCGUCCGUAAAAGGAGGACCAUUGUCAUCAAACCCGGCCUCCCAUGACGGUGGACCACCCGUCCCACACCUUUAUGGUGAAGAUGACGAUGAAGUGCCUCCCGUACCGCCAUUGCCAAAUCUCAGCUCAUUGUCAAGCAAGAUUGGUGGGCAAUCGAUUGAGUCACCAGGCGGGAGGCGCAACCUCAGCAGCCGCGGAGGCGAAAGCGUAAGAGCACAGUCUAUGCGGUUCCGCGAGGAGAGCAGCAAGAGCAUGGAUUUGCAAGAGCUCCUGCGGGGCAUUGACAGCCGGUCUGGUGAAGGAAGUUUGGGCAAUCUUACCAAGCCACCGUAUUAG
Molecule: messenger RNA, 3372 nt
Organism: Pochonia chlamydosporia 170
Lineage: Eukaryota; Fungi; Ascomycota; Sordariomycetes; Hypocreales; Clavicipitaceae
Product: protein EFR3
Exons: 2
Coding region: 1-3372 (1123 amino acids)
Biological process (GO): protein localization to plasma membrane
Cellular component (GO): plasma membrane
Source: RefSeq, a predicted model, not a curated record